CAAGUGUACAGUCGUCAAAAAACUCUAUAAAGAAUUUGUUUUGCUGGUACGCGGCAAUUGAAAUCGCCACCGUAGAGCAAAUUGGACGUUGUCACACAACCGGAUAAACAAGUGCAUUAUGGCCAAGGCGAGUAAGAAGGUGGCAGAAAGUAAGCGCAGGAACGGAGUCGCCAACGAGAGCGAAAACGAGGAGAUUGACCAGCAAAAGUCCAAUGGGACAGGUCGAUCGUCCAGGAAGACGCCGAACAAACGAAAGGCCAAACUGACUGUGGCCUCUGACAGCGAAGACAGCGAUUGCCAGACCUCUACCUCCAACGUGGAUGUACCAGCUGCAAGGAACAAGCGCAAGGUGGGCAAGGCCAGGAACGCCACCACUUCGCCCCGCAAAAAUGGCAAAAAAAUCGUUAUAGAGGAUUCGGAUGAUGAUGCUAAUCAUUCCGAUGUAGACCCUAGUGCCGACAGUUCGCCAAGGAAGCCAAAUAUCAAACGCCAGACACGGCGAUCCGUGCGCGGUGAAACGGAAGAUAGCAAUGAACUGCCCUCCACCUCCAAAGCCUCUGCACAUGCAUCAAGUCCGAUCAAGAAGCGCAAGCUGAGCAGGGCUUCGACUUCUUCCGUCAAAAAUGGCAAGAAGGUUGCUGAAAAGGAUUCGGAAUCCGAUGUCGAUGCUGGAACAGAGGAUGAGAAAUCAGCUCAACCCCAGAAGGUUGCAGCUAAAUCGAAGUCCUCGCCAAACGCUAAGAAGGCUAAGGGACGUGGUCGACGGAACGCCGGCACCAAGAAAGCCGACGAUUCAAUCGACCCAGAAAAGCAAUGGGAAGUCGAAAAAAUUCUUGAUCACGUUGCCACCAAGGAGGGCGACAUGUUUAAGAUCCGAUGGAAGAAGUAUGGACCGAAGGAUGAUUCCUGGGAGCCGAGUAAGAAUCUGGCGUGCGAUGCGCUUAUCGAAAAGUUUAUGCGGAAACAAGCAACCCAGGAGAACGUGGACGUUAAGGAGCUGCGCGAAUCGCCCAAGAAGACCGAGCGCCUCGUCGAUGAAUGCUAUCCCAGGACAAAUCUGCACAAUCGUAUUGAACGCUCCUCGAAGCGCUCUUCCGCCAAAAACCGCAUUUUCUACGGCGAGGAGUGAGGAAGGGCAACAAGGAAGGAAAUCCAUGUAGGAAUUUAGUACACUUUUUUUUUUUUACAUAUAAUAUUACAACACAUGCGGACCGAAGUACGCGGAAAGGUGACCCAUGGCGGCUCCAGUUAGAUUUUAACGGAAAAUUUCCCUUAUCGUUAUUGGUUUUAAAAAAGCUCGCGGGCGGAGCCAAUCCACAUCAUGUCCACAAUCCUGACUAUUGGCGGACAACUUUACGGGCAACACAAAUAACUAAAUAUUAAAUUCGGAUUUUAGUACAUAAGUAAAAAGGACAGGCAAUCGACUGCAUCACAGUGCGUACAUACAUGUAGUAUUAUAUCUGGUUAAUUGCACUCAACCAGCGUAGAAUGUAAGGCAUCAUUUCUGUAGCUUUAGUUUUAUCCUUUGAGUAAUUGAUGUUUGUAUUGGUCAAUUGCCACAGCUGAAAAUAGCCUCUCAACUACUCUUCCAAUCAUCUUAAUUCAUAAUAUUCGUUCUUACGUACGUACGCCAUUGUACAUACAAUUAUAAUGAGCGAACAUUAUAAUUAGUAAUGGAACAUGCGUACGUAUGCAAUAGUAAACAUCCAUUAUAAUUAGCAAUGGGAACCUGCCGUUUCCACUACAAAAUAAAAUCAUUUAUUGGUCAAG
This is a messenger RNA of Drosophila melanogaster (fruit fly), 1770 nucleotides long. RefSeq lists its product as uncharacterized. The transcript has 3 exons. NCBI's taxonomy places the organism in Eukaryota, Metazoa, Arthropoda, Insecta, Diptera, Drosophilidae. The record is from RefSeq and is marked reviewed. Gene Ontology annotation, biological process: regulation of gene expression. The coding region runs from base 119 to 1129 and encodes 336 amino acids. Gene Ontology annotation, cellular component: chromosome; nucleus.